AUGAAAAGCUGUGGGGCCAUUUUUGUCGACCGCGAAAAUCGCAAAUCACGCUCAAAAACUGUUCACGAAAUCAUCGAACGAGUGCAAUCGGAACAGCCUGUUCCACAGAUUAGUUUAUUCCCGGAAGGAACUGUUACAAACGGCGAAAGUCUCGUUCAAUUUAAAGUUGGCGCGUUUAUUCCAAAAGUUCCUGUCCAGCCAGUAUCGAUCACCUUUGAGGGAUGGAACACGGCUGCCUGGGGGCAUGAAGGUCUUGGCUGGUAUGUUUUUUAUACUCUUGGGAAUUUUCGAAUCAAGUUGACCUAUGACUACCUUCCGGUGGUCCCGCCGCUAGAAAGUGAGGAUCCAAUUUCCUUCUCCCGGCGAGUUCGAUUAAUCUUUAGUGAGCACACGGGCCUUUCAUUAUCAAAUCUUUCUUAUGAAAACGUCCGUAUUCAUGCGGAGCUAGAGAAGCUUGGACUGCCAUUUGACUCGAUGGACGUGAAUUUGGGCAAAUUGAUGAAAUGCUUAGACUACAAGAUCGAAGAUGUUCAUGUCCGACUUCAAGAAUUCGCCAAACUUCGUGGUCCAGAAAAGAAUGUCAUAACCUCAAGCUCAUUGGACAAAGCAGUCAAUGGAAAAUGCGAUCAUAGUAUCACAUACUUGAAAAGGAAAUGCCUCAAGACUUUCAUGAUAAAAAAGUCUACGAAAAUUCUGAGACUCGCCAAAGAUUUUACAACCUCCUUGAACGACACAAUGGUCAAGUCGAUGCUGUUUGUUAUGUCAGAAAUCAUAAGUUCUAUUUUGCAGACUUAG
Oikopleura dioica is the source of this 795-nucleotide messenger RNA. The record is from the annotation of a GenBank genome assembly. NCBI's taxonomy places the organism in Eukaryota, Metazoa, Chordata, Appendicularia, Copelata, Oikopleuridae.